CCGGAGAUCCGUCCCUGAGAUGCGUGGGCGGUCUUCAGGCGGCGACUGUGCCGGCCGCGGGCAGGGCCCAUCCCCAGCCAGCGGAGUCCGAAUUCGCUCUCGAGAAGGACGCAAUGCAUGAUGUCACGCUUGAUGCCGAUGUCGCGCUCAUAAACGCGGGCCUGCUCGCACCAGUCCAAUCUUGCGACGCAGGUGCGACGCACUCUGCAUGGCCGACGUCCUCACCCAGCCCCCCGUCGCCGCCCACGUCGGCCCCCACAUCGCGCACCGCGCGCGUACAACGCACCACGACCCGUCGUCGUCCAAGAUAACGGCGAGCACGAUAAGGUCGUUGCCCUCGAGGAACAAAGCACGCCUCGCGGAGACAGCACACGUUGCCUAUGUCGACCGACGCCGUUUUUCUCUCGAUGGCGCGUCGGCCACUUUUCGCCCACACCACCGGCUGGACGGGGGACAUGAGGACGGGCUCCCCGACGCGGACGCGCGCACAUCAUUCUCAGAGUCGAGGCAGUAUUCGCGCGCAGCAUACAAGCGUGACAAUCAGGACAAGCAGCUCCCUGCAACUCCAGAGUAUAUCGAACCAUCCGCGUCGCCAAGCCACGAUAGCGACUCUACCGUACGGCAAUCGCGAUACGACGACCUCGCUGAUGCCUUCACGCGCGAUCCACCCAGACUGUCCUCGACAACGCCACCGCCCGUACCGCCCAAGUCAGACCGCGGGCAUGCGUCCAAAACGAGAGCAGUGUCGAUCGUCGAGCCGUCCGAAUUCUCGCACGACCACACCCACGAGGACAGCCAUUACGCUCUUGACUACACUGUUUCCGACCCAGGACACGGUCCUAUACCCUCCGCCAGUACGAGCGUACCAAGCUCGGGCCGUGUCCCCCGCAGGCAGACAUUCUCUUCGCGACCUUUGCGACACUCCGCCGAUCCACACCAUGGCUAUCCCUCCCGCCUCUCGUGGGCAGACAGAGCAAGCCUUCCCAUCUAUCGUCAUUCAUCCUUCGUGAACGGUCACCAGAUGGUUUCAAGCCCUACAUCGAUGUCGGUUUUCUCAGAGUCUUUGACGCAUCCUUCCCACCUCGCGCGGAGGAAGCUCAGGAAGUCCCGUCCUGUGUCCACUGUCUCAUCUUCGCCGCGCGGUCCGUCUACUUCUAGCUCAAGCCCAAGCCCAAGCUCAGGCUCGAGUUUGAACCUCUUCCGGGCGCUCAGCCACAAAAGCACCUUCGCACCGCGCGAGCCCGCUCAAUCAUCGGCGGCCUCCUUUCCUAGAAAUAGCAUCAACCUCUUCCGCCGCUGCACGAGUGACCACGGCCACGAUGGUUCCACUACUGCCAGCGGAGGCGGUAGCAGCUCUGCCCAUGUCAGUCGGCGCCGGUUGUGUCACGACAAAUCACACUCACAUUCCAGUUCAACGUCCCAUUCCACUGCCGUUUCCUCUUCACUCCCCUCAGAUCAUUCGACGCCUGCGACGACACCAGAGGAUGCUUCCCAUGCAGCAUCUCCCCUGCUCAACCCCGUCACAUCGCAAUAUGGGGAAGGCACGAGUACGAAGAAUGUGGAUCAGAACGUCGCGCCGCGGCUGAGUCUCCGGACGAGCAGCGGCGGUGGGCGCAAGCUGAGGAAGAGACGGCCCUCUCAAUCGGCGUCAGGCACGACACAGCCGUCAUCGUCACUGUCAUCAGGUACCCCGGACUUCCCCGGACUGCGCAGGUCGAGCAAGCAGGGCGGACAGGCAUUAUCAUCAACUCCAUCGACGACGCAGGACGUGUACCUUCCACCCAUUAGCCCAGUUUCGCCGUUUGGGCUGGAUAUCCCGAAGGAGUACACCAGUGGGCGGCGGCCCGCCUUCCCACCCCCGCCCAAGCGCAAGAGAUCGACAAGCGCUCUCGCGCAGUUGGCAUGGACGGGCAUGUCUUCGUCCGAGCUCGCCGCUCUCACGUCGCGCCUGCACAUCCAGCGGAAUUCGUUUGAACACUCGUCGCAGGCUGGGAAGGGCAAGCACGCGCAGCCAUAUGAGGAGACGCCGUUAGGGACGUUCGACCCGUAUGCGGAGGGACUGUAUGCGCGCGGAGGCAACCCGAAGCUGGAGGAUGUGAGCGCGUUGGAAGAGGAGGAGAACGAAACGGAAGACAACGCGGGCGGUAGCGCGCUGGGUCAUGCGAUGAGCAGCGGGUUGUCGACGAUGAAGAGGAUGGUCAGCCCACCCAGCCCGAUCACCUCUAAACCCCGUGCAAACAGCGUGUAUGUCAACGGCUCUGGCUCGUCGCCUCUGAACGCGAGAGCGCCGCAAAGGAAGUCGGCAAGUUUCUUGGAGAGCGAUCCGAUGGCGAUGCGCAGGUGGACGCUGGCCAUAGCGGACGUGCCGGACGAGGUCCUCGUGCAGGAGCUUGACAACCUUCGGAAGGGUGCGGCAGCGAAGAAGGCGCGCGCGAAGAGCCGCACGCCAGCGCAAAGCGAGAGCGGGCAUACGGCGGAGUCGGCGUGCUCUACAGGCUCGACAGAACCCUGGCGACCUGGCGUGCACUUCCGUCUCGGCGGCGCCAGCGACUCCGAAGACGAGGGCGACGGAGAGGAGGAGGAGGUGCUUCUCGAGGGAUUCGAGAACGAGGCGGACGAGGAAGAAUGGAAGGCGGCGCGGAGGGCUCUGCUCUGCUGCAGGGAGCUCGUGCGGACGGAGAGAAGCUACCAGACCCGCCUGCGGGAGUUGCUGGGCGCCCAGAGCUCGCACCCCUUCUUCUCCCUGCUGCUCUCUUACGUGCCCGCUCUUCUCCAGGCGUCUGAGGCGUUCCUCGUGCGACUCGUCGAUGACCCUAGUGCGUGGGGCGUGAGUGCGGCGUUCAUCGGAUGCGAAGAGGAGCUCGACGCGGCGUUCGUCGCGUGGUGCGGCGUGGUGGGCAACUUCUACAUCGAUGGCGACGAGAAGGAUAAGCGGGGGCGGAAGCGGCGCAAGUCUGGCGACGAGACCACCGCUGCCCCGGGCCAUGGGGAGCCGUGGGGCCUCUCUGCGCGCAGCGAGUCGCAGUCCGGGAUUGCGGCCAUGUCGAAACCGAAGAUGUCGGAGAACCGCCGAUUCUCGUUGUACGGCUCGAGUGAAAGCGGGAUGUUCACCGCGGCGCUCGGGACUGGACUCGCCUUCGGUCUGUCGUCGUCGUCCGCGCUCGACGCGAAGAGGCAUGGGAGCACGGCGAGCUUCGGCAAGCCGGCGGGUACGCUGACCCGCACGCUGAGCACGUGGAAGAGGAAGAGCAUGCCGAGCUCGCUGUCGAACCUGCAGACCUCGGCGGGCGUACCGCCGAGGGGAGAAGACGAUGACUAUACGGGACCUCGCAUCCAACCCACACAACGAAUUAUGAGAUAUGUUUGCAAUACAAAGGUACACCUAUUGGCACAUACCCCUGUCACGAGUCCGUCUAGAGGGCUCGUUGAGCGCGCCCUUGAGAGUGCAGUUCGCAUCGCGAAGAAAUGCGACCGUGCCCAGGGCAACUCGGCAUUCCUUCGCUAGCCAUUUUGGUCAGCCCAUUUCACGCAUAAACGCGCUCAUGCUUUCUUGCAUACAUUCUCGUCCGCCCUUCGCUCGUUUCCUCGUGUCCUUGACUUCUUGUUCCUUUGCAUGCCUGUUAUUUUUGACGGCCCAGGCCCGGUCUCCACCAUAAAGCUGGCCAUGCCGUCUGCUUGUUCCUUGCAUUGUCACUGUUUACCAGCAUCUGUACACUAGCAUGCAUCAUUCAUGAUCCAUCACGCUCUAAGCUAAAAUCCCUUAUACGACAUUGGACGGACAUUAUAUCCGAUGUCUGUAUCCGUAGCCUUGUAGUUCACGACCCACUCACGUUGUGCUUCGAUGUCGAUACUUUAUUGUGUAGAUUAAUUUGUAUGCACGCGGCAUGUCUUGCGUAUUGUUUGCGAGUAACAAAUUCGAAGCAACAGCGAGGG
Molecule: messenger RNA, 3933 nt
Organism: Fomitopsis serialis
Lineage: Eukaryota; Fungi; Basidiomycota; Agaricomycetes; Polyporales; Fomitopsidaceae
Exons: 7
Coding region: 209-3505 (1098 amino acids)
Source: RefSeq, a predicted model, not a curated record